Thermothelomyces thermophilus ATCC 42464 is the source of this 861-nucleotide messenger RNA. Its product is annotated as glycoside hydrolase family 17 protein. NCBI's taxonomy places the organism in Eukaryota, Fungi, Ascomycota, Sordariomycetes, Sordariales, Chaetomiaceae. Bases 1 to 861 code for a protein of 286 amino acids. Gene Ontology annotation, cellular component: fungal-type cell wall; extracellular region; cell surface. Gene Ontology annotation, biological process: cell wall organization; carbohydrate metabolic process. The record is from RefSeq and is a predicted model, not a curated record. The transcript is spliced from 3 exons. Gene Ontology annotation, molecular function: 1,3-beta-glucanosyltransferase activity; glucan endo-1,3-beta-D-glucosidase activity.
AUGCGAGCCAGUGUCUGCCUAGCGGUAAUGUCCGCUGUCCUCUGCCCGGCACGAGCAGCAUACCAGGGCUUCAAUUACGGCGCCUUCUUCACCGACAACACGCCCAAGAUGCAGUUGGAUUUCCAAGCCGAGUUCAAGACGGCCCAAAACCUGGUGGGCGCGCCCGCGGGCGGCUUCCACAGCGCCCGCCCCUACACCAUGAUCCAAUGGGGCACGGCAACCGACGUGAUCAGCGCCGUUCCCGCGGCCAUCGCAACCAACACCAACCUCCUCCUGGGCAUCCGGUGCUCGGCAGGCGACGCGGUCGUCAGCAACGAGCUCGCGGCGCUUCAGACCGCCAUCCCGACCCACGGCACCCGCUUCACCGACCUCGUCGUCGGCAUCUCGGUCGGUAGCGAGGACCUGUACCGCAGCUCGGCGGCCACCAUCGCGUCCUACGUCGCCCGCGUGCGCGCUGCCGUCCGCGGCACGCCCCUGGAGGGCACGCCCUGGGCCGACCCGGCGAACCGCGCCGUGCUCGAGCCCGUCGACUUUGUCGGCAUGGACGCGUACAGCUACUGGGAGAGCACGGUGCCCAACGAGGUCGGCGGCAGCCGAGCCAAGGCGCUGUUCGACGCCGCGAUGGACCAUACCGUCGCCGCCACCGCGGCCGUCGACGUGCGCAAGAUGGUCUGGAUCACCGAGACGGGGUUCCCCGUCAGAGGGCACACGUCCAACGAGGCGGUGCCGUCGCCGGAGAACGCCAAGGCCUUCUGGGACGCGGUCGGGUGCCCGCUCUUUGACAUAUCGUGUGCGGAGAUUGCGGGUGAGCGGGGAGAUGACGGCGUCAACAGCGAUGACGACGCGUGCGAUGCAGAGUGA